AUGGAGCGCGGCUGCCGGGCCAACAGCCCCCCGAGUGCCAGUGGCGACCCCGCGCCCUCGGCCGCCGCCGCCCGCGACUCGAGCCCCGGGCGCACCGGGCCCGCGGUCGGAGCGCGUUCAGGGGGCGGGCGGCCGGCGGCGGCGAAUGCUGCGCGGGAGCGCAGCCGCGUGCAGACCUUGCGGCACGCCUUCCUGGAGCUGCAGCGUACGCUGCCGUCUGUGCCACCCGACACCAAGCUGUCCAAGCUGGACGUGCUGCUGCUCGCCACCACCUACAUCGCCCACCUGACCCGUAGCCUGCAGGAUGAGGCCGAGGCGCAAGCAGAUCCUGGUCUGGGCACCUUGCGCGGCGAUGGCUACCUGCACCCGGUCAAGAAAUGGCCUAUGCGAUCAAGAUUAUACAUCGGUGCUACUGGUCAGUUUCUGAAGCAUUCCGUCUCUGGAGAAGAAGCAAGUCAUAGCAACACUCCAGCAGAUUCACAGCCUUAG
Molecule: messenger RNA, 489 nt
Organism: Castor canadensis (American beaver)
Lineage: Eukaryota; Metazoa; Chordata; Mammalia; Rodentia; Castoridae
Gene: Tcf24
Product: transcription factor 24
Biological process (GO): developmental process; regulation of transcription by RNA polymerase II
Molecular function (GO): RNA polymerase II transcription regulatory region sequence-specific DNA binding; protein dimerization activity; DNA-binding transcription factor activity, RNA polymerase II-specific
Source: RefSeq, a predicted model, not a curated record